AUGGGGCAGGGCCAGUCCGUCCCGACCACCCCACUGCAAUGUCUUCUGAAUAACUUUUCUGAUUUCUUUAAAAGGGCUUCAGGAUUCGGGGUCCCCGUCAAGCCAGGAACCCUCCGGACCCUUUGUGAAUUAGAGUGGACCACUUUUGACGUAGGAUGGCCCGCAGUGGGCUCUUUUGAUUUGAUCUUGAUUAGGAACGUCGAGGCUGUGAUCCUUGGGAAUCCCGGACACCCAGAUCAGAUUCCGUAUAUAGAAACGUGGCUGGACAUCGCCAAGGCGAAACCCGGUUACAUUAAACGAUGUCAACGGAAACUCCCAGGAUCCACAUGCCCUUCUCUCCUUACGGUGAAAAAGGGAGGAGAACCCUGCGUCAGGUUGCCCCUCAUCCCAUCCACGAAACCCCGCAUCCUCACGGAUGAUCAGACGGGGCCGGAAGAUACCCUGGACACUUGGACACAACCACCGCCCUAUGCCCCGAAUUCCCAGGCUUCCGGGAGCCCGCCCCACACUACCCCCAGCCCGGCCCGAACGCGGAGUGGACUUCCGUAUGGCCUCCGCCCAUCUGUCCCUCUGAAGUCUACUCUGCCCUUGCCAUCCUCUGGCCACGGGGACAGACGGGUGUCGUCGGCCUCCCCCGAUCCCGGCCCUGAGCCCGACACUCUAUUGCCCCUCCGGGAGCUUGCCCCCGCGCAGGGGACAGGCCGCCCGUUCAUGGUUUAUGUCCCUUUCUCCACAAGUGACCUGUAUAACUGGAAGCUACAGAAUCCUCCUUUCUCUGAAGAACCUCAAGGUUUAAUCUCGUUGUUAGAGACGAUUUUUCACACCCACCGCCCUACUUGGGACGACUGCCAGCAACUCUUGCAGGUUCUUUUUACUUCCGAGGAGCGCGAUCGGAUUCACCUCGAGGCUCGGAAGCAGAUUUUUGGCACAGGUGGUCAACCCACCACUGACCCGGUUAUUCUGGAAACGAGCCUCCCAGCCCAACGACCCAACUGGUAUCCGAAUACGGUUGCUGGGGAGGGAGCUAUGACCCGGUACCGCCAACUUCUCCUCCAGGGCCUCCGCGGCGCAGCGCGGAAACCGACCAAUUUGUCUAAAGUAAGUGAGAUAGUUCAGAGCCCCCGGGAAUCCCCCGCAGCUUUCUUGGAACGCCUACUUGAGGCAUAUAGGCAAUACACACCUAUAGACCCACAAGCGCCUGAAAACGCGCGGGCAAUUAACCUAGCCUUUGUUACACAAUCGGCACCAGACAUUAGGAAAAAGAUUCAAAAGCUAGACGGGUUCGAAGGGAAAAACCUCAGUGAACUAGUUGAGAUAGCUCAGAAGGUUUUUAAUAAUCGUGAGGAUCCAGAAGUUGCAGGCACAAAGAAAUUAACCAAAGUGGUCUUGGCAACCAUGCAGGAAACUAGCGAUAGGAAUCGGGGGGCUCCUCGGAAGGGGGGUCGCCCCCGCCUAGAAAGAGAUCAAUGCGCCUACUGCAAGGAGAGGGGCCACUGGAAAAGCGAGUGUCCCCGCAAGAAGAAAAUGAACCAAAAAGAAAAGAGUCUCCUCACCCUUGAGGAAGACUGAAGGGGCCAGUGCUCUGUCAAUUUAGGCCCCCAAGAGCCCUUGGUAACCUUAACUGUGGGGGGCCGCCCGACUACCUUCCUGGUAGAUACCGGGGCAGCCCACUCGGUUCUCCGGGAGGGGGUUGGCCGUCUUACUGAAGAAAAGACUCAGAUCAUAGGGGCAACGGGAUGACCCAGGGCGUACCCUUGGACUUCAGCUCGAGUGACUGAUCUGGGAAAAGGGACUAUCACUCAUUCAUUCUUGGUGAUCCCCGAAUGCCCCUUCCCCCUCCUGGGGCGAGACCUCUUAAGGAAACUGCGGGCCUCGGUGUCGUUCCAAGAGCACGGCACCCACCUCAGCCUAGGGUCUCCGCAGCCUGCUGCCUUUCUGCUCACUGUACCCUUGCAAGACGAGUAUCUCUUCUUCGAAAGUCAGGUGCCAGAAAGCCCUUCUGAGGCUUUAAAAGAACUCCAAAAAGAAGUUCCAGGAGUGUGGGCCGAAAACAACCCUCCUGGUCUGGCGGCUUAUCAGCCACCCGUCGUGGUACAGGUCAGUAGUUCGGCUACCCCAUUCCGGAAACCCCAAUACCCCGUUCCAGCCAGGGCGAAGAUAGGAAUACGUAAGCAUAUACAGAGGCUGUUGGAAGCAGGAAUUUUAGUACCCUGCAGGUCACCAUGGAACACCCCGUUGUUACCGGUCAAAAAGCCCGGCACCGAAGACUACCGGCCAGUUCAGGACUUACGUGAGGUAAACGCCCGGGUAGAGACUGUCCACCCAACUGUCCCAAACCCUUACACACUACUCAGCCAGCUGCCACCAGAUCAGGAAUGGUACUCAGUCUUGGACUUAAAAGACGCCUUCUUUUGCAUACCGCUGGCCCCGGUGAGCCAGCCUCUCUUUGCCUUUGAGUGGACGGAUCUGGACCAGGGGUUCUCGGGUCAACUUACGUGGACCAGGCUGCCACAGGGGUUUAAGAACUCCCCUACCCUCUUUGAUGAAGCUCUAAGUAGAGACCUUUCCCCUUUUCGGGAAAACCAUUCCGAGGUUACCCUUUUGCAAUACGUGGAUGACUUGCUCUUGGUGGCAGAGUCCGCGCCUGCGUGCCUGCAGGCGACUAGAGACCUCCUGGCCGCCCUGGGCUCCAUGGGAUAUCGGGUUUCAAUAAAGAAGGCACAGAUCUGCAGUCAGAGGGUGACUUAUUUGGGAUACGAUCUUAGUGGGGGAAAGUGGACACUGUCAGCCAGCCGAGUCCGAGCAAUCCAGAAUAUUCCCACGCCCACGACUAAACGACAAGUCAGAGAAUUCCUGGGCACGGUAGGGUACUGCCGGCUGUGGAUCCCCGGCUUUGCCAAGAUAGCGAAACCCCUCUACACCAGCACGGGAGGAAAGGGUGACUCCCUAAUGUGGACUGAGGUUGAGCAAUCAGCGUUUCAGGAUCUUAAAAAGGCUAUUACCACGGCCCCCACUCUACCCGAUCUUAAGAAAACCUUUGAACUUUUUGUGGCUGAGGCUCGAGGUAUAGCAAAAGGAGUUCUAACCCAGACCUUGGGCCCAUGGAGGCGGCCGGUUGCGUAUUUGUCAAAACGACUAGACCCAGUGGCGGCAGGCUGGCCCACUUGCAUGAGAGCAAUUGCCGCAACAGCGGUGCUGGUGAAAGAGGCCAAGAAACUGACACUGGGCCAGGACCUCCAAGUCAUUGGGGCGCACGCCAUGGAAACCCUCCUCCGAAGUCCACCGGAUCAAUGGAUCGCCAACGCCCGAGUGACUCAAUAACAGGUACUUUUAUUGGACCCCCCGCGGGUCACUUUUUCCAGGGCAGCGGUCCUUAAUCCGGCGACCCUACUACCAGACGAUCAACACGAGAGUCCCACACAUGAUUGUGCUGAGAUCCUCAACACCCUGACCGGCACCAGACCAGACCUGAAGGACGUCCCGCUAGGGCAGCCAGCCCUCAAUUUGUUUACAGACGGGAGCAGUUUCGUCAAGGACGGGAUUCACUUUGCGGGAGCAGCGGUGGUCACCAGCUCUGAGGUAAUAUGGGCACAGGCUCUGGGGCAUGGCACGUCAGCAAAAAAGGCAGAACUUGUCGCCCUGACACAGGCACUCCGAUGGGGGAAGGGAAAAGCUCUCAACAUUUAUAUGGAGAGCCGAUACGCUUUCGCCACGGCUCAUGUCCAUGGAGCAUUGCAUAAGGAACGAGGGCUGCUAACCUCUGGAGGGAAGGACAUUAAGAAUGCAAACGAGAUUAUGUCUCUCUUAGAAGCCCUCUGGCUGCCUGAACGAAUAGCUAUAAGCCAUUGCCCUGGGCAUCAACGGGACGGCUCGGCGGUCUCAGAGGGAAAUAACUUCGCUGAUAGAACCGCAAAGGAGGCCGCCCCGAGACCAGUAGGGCCCCUCGAAAUUCUCCCGGUUCAGAUGCCGCCCCGGGCUCUCCCAGACCGACCGACCUACUCGAAGGAGGAUAUCGAGCCGAGCAAGGAAUUGCGGUGCUCUGAGACUGAGACGGGAUGGCUGAAGCACCCCGAUGGAAGAAUCUUUCUCCCCCAAGCACUUGGACGAGAUCUUCUUCUACAGACCCAUCGAGCCACACACUUGGGAACGGCCCGACUCUGUCAGCUAUUUAGACCUCAUUUCUACCUGCCCGGACUUUCAGCUCUGGCCGAGUCCAUAACCUCCGGGUGCGCCUCCUGCGCGCGAGUUAACGCUGGCCCCAGCCGGCCUCCCACCACCCCGGGCGUCCGCCAUCGUGGAUCCCAGCCGGGAGAACACUGGGAAAUAGACUUCACUGAGGUAAAACCCAUCCAAGGUAGGUACCGCUAUUUACUGGUCUUCAUCGACACCCAUUCCGGGUGGGUGGAAGCGUUCCCAACGAAGGGAGAGACAGCCCUGAUUGUGGCCCGGACUCUCCUGCAUCAAAUUCUACCAAGAUUCAGGGUACCCCUAGCUCUAGGUUCAGAUAAUGGUCCGGCGUUCAUCGCCCAAACUUCCAAAUUGGUAGCCAAAGCUCUGGGGAUUGAUUGGAAACUGCAUUGUGUGUAUAGGCCGCAGAGCUCAGGACAGGUAGAGAGGAUGAAUAGAACGCUAAAGGAAACCUUAACAAAAUACACUCUUGAAGUUGGCGGCCCCUGGACAGACCUCCUUCCUUUUGCCCUCCUACGCACGCGAUGCUCCCCUUAUAAGAACGGUUUCACCCCCUUCGAAAUCGUGUUCGGGCAAGCGCCUCCCCUGCUACCCCGCCUGGCAGAGGAGACGCGCGCCGAUCCUGCGGCUGCGCAAGCUCCCCAGCCGGAUCUUUGUAUUCUGACUAUAGUACUCCCGAAGGUUUUUCUCGCCAAUGGAGAGAUGACCCCCGCGGCUGCUUCCCCGGACUCACGCAUCCGGCGCGCUGUGCCUCUCCUAGCUCCUCUUUUAACUGGGCUGGGCAUCGCAGGCUCCGCGGCUGUCGGGGCUGGAGCUUUGAUAAAAGGCAGCCAGGACAUACUCCACCUCUCUGAACAAGUCGAUAAAGACUUGCAAGAGCUUCACGGCUCCAUCAAAUUUUUAGAGGAAUCCCUUGACUCCCUCGCCGAGGUGGCCCUCUAA
Varanus komodoensis (Komodo dragon) is the source of this 5130-nucleotide messenger RNA. RefSeq lists its product as uncharacterized. Lineage: Eukaryota; Metazoa; Chordata; Lepidosauria; Squamata; Varanidae. Gene Ontology annotation, molecular function: zinc ion binding; aspartic-type endopeptidase activity; RNA-DNA hybrid ribonuclease activity. The record is from RefSeq and is a predicted model, not a curated record. Gene Ontology annotation, biological process: proteolysis; virion assembly; DNA integration.